GAUUGAAUAGAACACAAUUAUUCCUUCGCCCCCUGUUUUCCAGGUCCUCUGUUUUCUCUUCCAGAUGCUCGAUUUUCUUUUUAGCAUAUGCUAUUGUUUCCAUGGCAUCUGUCAAUAAGUUUUCCAUGGAUAGGAUUCGCCCCUCUGCCUCGUCCAGGCGCCCCGCGUUUAUGGUUAUCUUGUUGUUGAUGUCAGGCAAAGCGUUUUCCAGGAUUGUCACCUUGCCCCCUAUCGCACUGAGCUGAGAGUUAAUGGCAUCUAAUUUGGUGGUUAGUUCUGUACGUUGGGAUCUCAACUCAGAAAGGAUGUCUUCGACAGAGUGCGAGGUUGGCGUUCGUUGUGCCUCGUGGGGGAGCGGGUUCUCUUGCUCCUGGCUAAUGGCGCUAGUUUUUUCUGAAGCUAGCUUCUUCUUGGAGGCUUUUUCCGUCGCUAAUACUUGAGUCCGGGUAAAAAUGUCACCUGUAGUGUCGCCUUUUGUAGCCGCCAUGACUUUUUCUUACUAAAGCUAAAUGAGUGUGAACUUGGAGUGGAGGUAAAAUUAGGAAUUGGAAACUACUUGUGCGGAGCUCUUAGUUAAUGCUGCCAUCUCGUUCAAGGGUCACGUGAUCCCCCCAGAAUACUAUUCUGUAUAUGUAUGAGUUUUCUUUCUUAAUAUUAGUACUGAAUAUAAUGUGUGUGAAUGAAUCAAGGAUUAGAACAAUGACGGUCUGUUCCUUGGUAGGAAUGAAUGAACUAAAUCUUCAGACUGGCUAGAAUGCUUAUCUACACCGGAAAACCUUGGCUCAGCCGUAAAUUAUAUUAAAUUGGUAGGGAGACGGAUGUGGGAAGGCUUGAGAUACAGCCUUUGUACUGGAACGGAGAUGGCACUGGUUGGUGCUGAAACUAAUGACGUCAUUUUCAGUUUAUAACCUGUGGUAACCUGUGGUAAACUGUAUCGUAUUCAGUACUCUGCUAUUUGACUUUAAGACCGGGCUCUGUCGAUCUCUAUAAAAUAAGGGUCAUACAAAUUCUUAUGAAUUGACAGUGUUUCAUUUUAAUUGGGAAUUAAAACAGAGGAAUUAAAUUCCUGCAACACAUACCCACAUCCAUACCCCCAUUUUAGCGGCCCCCCUCUUGACAGGGGAGAGAAGACAAAUAAGUUAUAAUUUACUGCAGUUCUACAUUUUAAAUAGGGCGUGGAGAAAAUAUUGCAGGUUUUCUGCAAUUCUACACAUUUUGCCAUGGGGCGGGGAGAGAAAUUAGCAGUUUUAUAGCUAAUUUCCAGAAAUUCUACACAUUUUGCCAUAGGGAGUGGAUAAUUGUUUGCAGUUCGAUACCAGAGUGAGAGUAAAUAACAAAAUCAAUGGGGCCCCCCUAGUUGGUAAUUCAACCAUGAUUACUACAAGUUUAGAUAGCUGAAACUGAAUAAAGAGUCCAGGUAUUCAUUUGGUGGUUAUGUUGGAAAAGUAGCCUGAGUCACUGACUAGAGCAAAUGCAUAACUGGAGCUCUUUAGGUAGUUACAGUGGGGCAAAACAGUAUUUAGUCAGCCACCAAUUGUGCAAGUUCUCCCACUUAAAUUACAGAGGCCUGUAAUUUUCAUCAUAGCUACACUUCAACUAUGACAGACAAAAUGAGAAGAAAAUCCAGAAAAUCACAUUGUAGGAUUUUUUAUGAAUUUAUUUGCAUGUUAUGGUGGAAAAUAAGUAUUUGGUCACCUACAAACAAGCAAGAUUUCUGGCUCUCACAGACCUGUAACUUCUUCUUUAAGAGGCUCCUCUGUCCUCCACUCGUUACCUGUAUUAAUGGCACCUGUUUGAACUUGUUAUCAGUAUAAAAGACACCUGUCCACAACCUCAAACAAUCACACUCCAAACUCCACUAUGGCCAAGACCAAAGAGCUGUCAAAGGACACCAGAAACAAAAUUGUAGACCUGCACCAGGCUGGGAAGACUGAAUCUGCAAUAGGUAAGCAGCUUGGUUUGAGGAAAUCAACUGCGGGAGCAAUUAUUAGGAAAUGGAAGACAUACAAGACCACUGAUAAUCUCCCUCGAUCUGGGGCUCCACGCAAGAUCUCACCCCGUGGGGUCAAAACGAUCACAAGAACGGUGAGCAACCUCAAGGUGCUGCCAAUGGGAAAGAGAAAGACGCCCCAUCAUGUGACCUCAGCACUGUCCAGCCUAGUGAGGAUGAGGAGGUUGAGAGAGGUGCCCUCAAGAGGCUCAGCACAAUGUGGUCUUCAUUCCGGGCCAAGCUCAACAGAGAUCAGGUGAAGGAGCCAUGUCAGGAGUCUCUGGAUUCAGCCCCAGUGGACACCACAGCCAGGGAGCAGCGCUACAUGAGCGGGCACUACUUCUUUGAGUACCUGGUGGUGGUCAGCCUCAAGAAGUCCAAAGAGGGGGCCUACGAGCCGCAGAUCACCUACCAGUUCCCCAAGAGGGAUGGGAUGGUGAGAUUCCAAAGAGAGGAGGAAGAAAAGACCCUGAAGGCCAUCACGCUCUUCUGUUUCCCUGAGGGGAUCAGCUGGGCCCCCCUAACAGAGUACCACAGUGAGACAUUCUCCUUUGUCUUGACUGAGAUCGAUGGCAGUAGAAGGAAUGGAUACUGCAGAAGGCUACUGCCCCACGGCAACGGAGCGCGUCCCCCUGAGGCCUUCUGCAUCAUUAGCAGGCUGGCUUGUUUCGGACUCUUCUCCAAGAUCUUUGACGAGGUGGAGAAGCGACACCAGAUCUCCAUGGCGAUGAUUUACCCGUUCAUGCAGAGCCUUAGGGAGGCAGCGUUCCCCGCCCCAGGCAAAACUGUCAAGAUCAAGAGCUUCGUUCCUGACAAGGGCACCGAGAUCAUCAGUCUGACGCGUCCGUUGGACUCGUGGCUGGAGCACGUGGACUUCCGCACGCUCUUCCGUUGCUUGACCAAUGAGGAGGUGGUGCUGGUGUUCGCUGCCGCCGUUAUGGAGCGACGCAUUGUCUUCAUAGCCGUGGAGCUCAGCACCCUGUCCCAGGUGAUCCACGCUGUGGCCGCCCUCCUCUAUCCAUUCACCUGGCAACACACUUUCAUCUCCAUAGUCCCUGAGAUCCUCAUUGACGUUGUUAUGGCCCCCACCCCCUACCUGCUGGGAGUGCAGAAGCGGCUAAUGGAUCAGGUCACGGACCAGACCGACCUCCUUGUGGUGGACUUGUCAGAGGAUCGGAAGGACACUUUCCUAGUUCAAAUCGGGGAUGAGAAGUCUAUUCUGCCCCCUAAGCUUCAAGAUGAAAUACUGCAGGCACUAAGAAACAGGAAAGAAACAUCCACCGUGGAGGAGCUGAACAGCGUGGUCUCGGAAGCCUUCCUGCCCUUCUUCGUGAAGACUGUUGGCCAUUUUGAUUUGUACGUGACGCGGAACAGCAAGGGCCAGCCAGGGGUGUUCCAGAGCAGAGCCUUCUACAAGACCAUCAAGUCCAAGACCACGCGGCACUUUGUCAAGAAGUUCCUCCAGACCCAGAUGUUUGACCUGUUUAUCCAGGAGGUGGAGCAGCAGCCAGGGAGCCCCCAGCAAGGAAUUUUCCACAAAAAGAUUGUUGAAUACCAGGAACAGAAGAAAAACGAGAAGGCAAAGAAGAGACACUAAGUAUGAAUACACUGUAAACGAGGCCAUGAUAUUACAUUUACAUUCGUCAUUUAGCAGACGCUAUUAUCCAGAGCGUCUUAGUUUGUGCAUUCAUCUUAAAAUAUAUGUGGUUGUCCCACCUAGCCAUCUCUGUCAUAGUAAGUGCAUUAUAGUAGCCAUCAGCCAAGUCAGUGGUAGUAUGGGGGUGGGGGAUCUUUGACUGGGCUUAAAGGGAGGUGGUAGAUAGGAGUACUCGGGUUGAGGUGUAGGGUAGAGCAUAGCCUAGUGGUAGGGAGGGGCAGUUCCUCUUGCUUCUCCAUAGGCAAGUACCAUGGUCUUGUAGUGGAGGCAAACUUCAACUGGAAGCCAGUGACGUGUGCAGGGUGACAUGGGUGAACUUGGGAAGGUUGUACAUCAUGCAGCGUUUGGGACAGGUUGCAGGUGUUUGAUGCGGGGAACACAGCCCACAGUGCGUUGCAGUAGUCCAGACAGGAGAUGACAAGUGCCUGGAUUAGCACCUGCCCCCCUUCCUGCGUGAGGUAGGGUCGUACUCUACGGAUGUUGAGUACGACCGAGACACUGCUUGGAUGUUUGCAGAGAAUGACAGGGUGUUGUCCAGGGUCACGCCAAGAUUCUUUGCACUCCGGGCGGGGGACACCGUGGAGUUGUCAACCAUGAAAGGAGAGGUCUUGGAGCGGGAAGGCCUUCCCUGUUAGGAAGAGCAGCUCCGUCUUGUCGAGGUUGAGCUCGAGGUGAUUGUGUGUGUGUGUAUAUAAGGCAUUUACUGUAGAUGUGUGAUAAUAUCUAGAUUUUUAGAUGUAGAUGUAAAUAUUGGAAGUGAAUAGUGUAGUUUAUUGUAUAUAAAAAAUAAAUGUUUUACUAUUGUAUUUUGUUUUUCCUAUUUUUCUCACAAAUUUCAAUCUUCUCUCAUCGAUGAAACUCCAACUGGCUUGAGAGAGGCAAAGGUGGAGUCAUGCGUCCUCUGAAACAUGACCUGCCUAACCGCGCUCCUUAACACCCGCCAGCUUAACCCGGAAGCCAGCCGCAACAGGAGGAAACACCGCCCAUCUGGCGACCGGGAUCAGUCUGCUGGCACCCGGCCCGCCACAAGAAGUCACUAGAGCGCGAUGAUCCAAGUAAAGCCCCCCCCCCCUGCCAAACCCUCCCCUAAACCUGACGACGCUGGGCCAAUUGUGAGCCGUCCUAUGGGACUCCCAGCCACGGCCGGUUGUGGCACAGCCCCUCGGGAGGCCCAGUUUGAUUUAUUUAUCUGUAUGUGAGCAAGAGUAUGUGUGAGAGGGGUUGGGGUAACAGUGGGUAUUUUUAAUGUGCUGCUACUGUAUAAAAUGAUACACUGAACAAAAAUAUAAACGUAAGAUGUAAAGUGUUGGUCCCAUGUUUCAUGAGCUGAAAUAAAUUAACCCUAGGAAUGUUCCAUACACACAAA
Messenger RNA from Oncorhynchus nerka (sockeye salmon), 5013 nucleotides. Its product is annotated as DENN domain-containing protein 2D-like. Bases 2208 to 3587 code for a protein of 459 amino acids. The record is from RefSeq and is a predicted model, not a curated record. Lineage: Eukaryota; Metazoa; Chordata; Actinopteri; Salmoniformes; Salmonidae. The transcript is spliced from 14 exons. Gene Ontology annotation, cellular component: cytosol; nucleoplasm.